Messenger RNA from Arvicola amphibius (Eurasian water vole), 1532 nucleotides. RefSeq names its product adenosine deaminase (gene Ada). The record is from RefSeq and is a predicted model, not a curated record. Gene Ontology annotation, molecular function: adenosine deaminase activity. Gene Ontology annotation, cellular component: cytosol; external side of plasma membrane. Gene Ontology annotation, biological process: purine ribonucleoside monophosphate biosynthetic process; T cell activation; adenosine catabolic process. NCBI's taxonomy places the organism in Eukaryota, Metazoa, Chordata, Mammalia, Rodentia, Cricetidae.
UAAAAAAGAGCGUGGCGGUCUGCCUUCUCUGAGAGUCCUCGGGAAACGACCCUGCCACCGAGCCAGCGCGGACCCGGAGAGCUUCGGCGGCGGGAAGAGCUUCGGCACCGGGGUGCACACUCGGCACCAUGGCCCAGACGCCCGCUUUCAACAAACCCAAAGUAGAACUGCACGUCCACCUGGAUGGGUCCAUCAAGCUAGAAACCAUCUUAUACUAUGCCAAGAAGAGAGGCGUCACCCUCCCGGCAGAUACAGUGGAGGGGCUGCGCGACAUCAUCGGCAUGGACAAGCCCAUUUCUCCUGGCUUCCUGGCCAAGUUUGAUUACUACAUGCCUGUUAUUGCGGGCUGCAGGGAGGCCAUCAAAAGGAUCGCCUAUGAGUUUGUGGAGAUGAAGGCAAAGGAAGGCGUGGUGUACGUGGAAGUACGCUACAGCCCACACCUGCUGGCCAACUCCAAAGUGGACCCAAUCCCCUGGAACCAGGCUGAAGGGGACCUCACCCCUGAUGAGGUUGUGGAUCUUGUGAACCAGGGCCUGCAGGAGGGAGAACAAGCAUUCGGGGUCAAGGUCCGGUCCAUACUGUGCUGUAUGCGCCACCAACCCAACUGGUCCCUUGAGGUGCUGGAACUGUGUAAGAAGUACCAUCAGAAGACUGUGGUGGCCAUCGACCUGGCUGGUGAUGAGACCAUCCAAGGAAGUAGCCUCUUCCCAGGCCACGUGCAAGCCUAUGAGGGGGCUGUGAAGAGUGGCAUUCACCGCACUGUCCAUGCUGGGGAGGUUGGCUCUGCUGAGAUUGUGCGAGAGGCUGUGGACACGCUCAAGACCGACAGGGUAGGACACGGCUACCACACACUGGAGGACGAGGCCCUCUACAAGAGGCUACUGCAAGAAAACAUGCACUUUGAGGUCUGUCCCUGGUCCAGCUAUCUCACAGGCGCCUGGGAUCAAACGGAGCAUGCAGUUGUUCGGUGAGAUCUGCUUCAAGAAGACCAGGCCAACUAUUCACUCAACACAGAUGACCCCCUCAUCUUUAAGUCCACCCUGGACACUGACUACCAGAUGACCAAACGAGACAUGGGCUUCACUGAGGAAGACUUCAAGCGACUGAACAUCAAUGCAGCCAAGUCAAGCUUCCUCCCCGAGGAAGAGAAGGAGCUUCUGGAACGACUGUACCGAGAAUACCAAUGGCCACCAGAGGCUGAAGGUACACCUACCUCGGGGAGGUCCUUUGGGGAGCGGGGGCCAGCGCUGAGAAUUAGUGAGGCCUGCCUGGCUUCUGGGUGCAGCUGUCAGUCAGCCUCUUGUCAGGGAGGCUGUUUCCUGAGCGGUGACUACUGUCUGGACAGGCUUCCUGCAGAUACUCCCAACCAUCAUGGUAGCCUGAGGUUAUCGCCGUGGCUGUGUGAGGAUGGGGUGGGGAAGGGCUCAUCACGUGAGGAGUUACACUGCCUCACUACAGGACAGAGGGGCAGUGGAACCCUGCCGGCUGAAGAUGUUGGGGGUACAAAGCCCAGGUGGGCAUUUGGUGAUUAA